AUGGAAAACAAACAAAUCAAAGACCAUCAGAUUACCGCAUCUUCAGAACUUUAUGACGCGAAAUACCGCGACUGUUGCACAGCUGCCAAUGGCAGAGCGAACGCAACUAUAUUCUUACGCCAUAGUGCAUGGAUAGCACUAUUGACAGAUCAAGAUAUGUGGUUUGAAGUGGAUUUCGUAUAUAAUACAACUGUGAAAGAAAUAAUGACUCAAGGAAGGCAACAUUACGAUCAUUGGGUGAAAUUCUACAAAGUCACAUACAGAAACGAAACUGACGCCAAAUUCCAUACGUAUGGAAUGGGUGAUGGCUUCAGGGACAAGGUAUACGUAUAA
Molecule: messenger RNA, 333 nt
Organism: Paramuricea clavata
Lineage: Eukaryota; Metazoa; Cnidaria; Anthozoa; Malacalcyonacea; Plexauridae
Source: the annotation of a GenBank genome assembly